Messenger RNA from Drosophila ficusphila, 8308 nucleotides. It is a transcript of the gene Set2, whose product is annotated as probable histone-lysine N-methyltransferase CG1716. The record is from RefSeq and is a predicted model, not a curated record. NCBI's taxonomy places the organism in Eukaryota, Metazoa, Arthropoda, Insecta, Diptera, Drosophilidae. Gene Ontology annotation, biological process: regulation of DNA-templated transcription. Gene Ontology annotation, cellular component: nucleus; chromosome. Gene Ontology annotation, molecular function: DNA binding; histone H3K36 methyltransferase activity; protein binding.
UCCAACACUGGCCACGUGCCAGUGCGUAAACAAGGAAGAGGAAGAAGAGCGGAGGGCAGAGAAAAAUCGAAGGAUGUGUCUGUGAGUUGGUGUCGGUGUUGGUGUGUGUGUGUGUCUGACAGCAAGUGCAGUUGGAAGCUAGCUGUAAAUUUUACCGCACGAUGGCACAACAAGCACAGAUUGCCCUGUAAAUUGGACACUAGAAAAGGACCUCAGUAGCGUGUGUUUUCCACUGCAGCAGCCGCUUAUCGCCGUGCUCCGUUUUUUGUGACCUCACUCCCCGCCCCGCACGCCCUCUUGCGAAAUGGAGGACUCCACUCCGAUCACUCCCGCUGCAGUUGCGUCACGUGGCCGCGGACGCGGUCGUCCGCCGAAAAUAGCAGCAUCUGCCGCCCUGGCCACGCCACCCAAUCCGCCAAGGGAUCCGUCGCCCAGUCCGCAGCUGGAGGAUCCGGAUAGCGGGCAGAGUGAGUGUCGGCGCAGUUCGCGCAAGAAGAUCAUCAAGUUCGAUGUCCGCGAUUUGCUCAACAAGAAUCGCAAGGCGCACAAGAUCCAGAUCGAGGCGCGCAUCGACUCGAAUCCCAAUCCCCACUCCUCUGGGGCAUCCACAUCUGCAUCCGCAUCGGCAUCCUCGGUGAGCCGCCUGUUCUCCAUGUUCGAUGGCAGCCACCAAUCGCUGCCGGCGCCACCGCCGCCGCCCGCUUUGGAAAUCUUCGCCAAGCCGAGGCCCACGCAGAGUUUGAUCGUGGCCCAGGUGACCAGCGAACCGGCCAAUCCCCUCCAGACUCCAGCCAACCAGCCGCCAGUGGUGGCCGCCCGCAAGCGAGGACGUCCCCGGAAAAGUCAGCCCCUCGCGGAGGUCCAACAGCAACAAACAGCAGCUGCUCCGGUGGCCAUUGUGCCCAUCUGCUCGGACUCGGACACCAAUUCCACCAGCACGAGCACUUCCACCGGCAGCAGCAGUGGCGACAGCGGCGAGGCAGCCGACUUUGCCAAACGGAAGCCCAAAUCCAAGCUGAGGGUUUCGCUAAAGCGCUUGAAUCUGUCCCGCCGGCAGGAGUCCUCCGAUUCGGCGAACUCGCCUUCAUCCUCGUCGCCCGAGGUGGAACCGCCGGCCCUGCAGGACGACAACGCACUGGACGAGCAGCCCGACAAGGAGCAGGAGGUGUCGCGAAUCAUCGUCGCCGAGGAUAACUCCGAUUCCGAUUCGCAGAUCAUCUUUAUCGAGAUCGAAUCGGAGAGUUCCAAGGCGGAGGAGCAGGAGCAGGAGCCACCAGCCGAGGGAGAGCCUCUGGUGCUCGACAUUGCGGUGGACAAGCAGGGUCCCGCUUCCGAUCCGGAACAAGAUCUCGAGGAGAUAAUGGUGGAGGUGCUAAGUGGGCCGAAUAGCCUCUGGUCGGCGGACGACGAGGCCGAGGAGGAGCGGGACGUGGAUGUGGAUGUGGCAGUGGAGAGGGCCAGUCCACCGGAAGCCGAGUCAUCCUCGCCAGCGCCACGCCGCAGCAGAAGAUCCGCGCAGCCACAGGGCAACGGUCGCCAGGGAAAGACGCUCGAGGAGACGUUCGCCGAGAUUGCCGCCGAGAGCAGCAAGCAGAUCCUGGCCGCCGAGGAGUCGCAGGACCAGGAGGAGCAGCACGUGCUCAUCGAUCUCAUAGAGGACAGCCAGAGUCAGCCGUCGGAGUCGUCCAUCAUCGCGAAUAUCGAGGUGGACGCUGUGGAAGCCGAGAUGAAGUCAAUGCAGGAGACUGAGGAAAUCAUCAUUGAGCGGGAGGCGUUUAAUGAAGCUCAGCCAGAGCCACCAGUGGUCGAGCCAGUUCCAUUGGAGGUGGAAGAAGUGGCUCCGGAGUCUGAAGAGAUGGCUCCUGUUGCGAAAGAAGUCAUCCCUGAGGCGAAGGAUGAAACUGAAGCUGUAUCGCAAGAAGAAUUAACCAUUGAAGUAGUUGCGAAGCCAGAAUUGGUUACCCAAGCAGUUCCACAAUCCGAAUUGGUCAUCGAAGUGGCUCCAGGCCAAGAACUGGUAGUCAACACUGUUCCUAAGCCAGAACUGCUUUCCAAAGAUGCCGAAAAUCCAGAAGAGACUACUGGAACCAAGACAGCGCCCACCGUGGAUGUUCAGCCCGCUGAGGAACCGGGUAAAAAUCCAAUUGAUGAAGCGAAGCCACCCAAAGAAAACAUCUUACCAGAGCAGGAACCAUCUGAACAACUCAAGGAGCAGGAAAUAGGUAAAGAAGCUCUGCUGGAGGUGGUCAAUAGAGAACUCCCCCAAGCUGUAAGCCCAUUGGAACUGAAACCAGAGGAAGCUGUUCCCGAGUCGGAGCGGAUUCGCCAAACCGAAGUGGACACCGCGGCGCCUGCGAUGCCAACUCCAGAAGCUGACACCCGAGAUGCGGAAAGCGGAGAAGCACAAACAAAAGUGGAGCAGCCCGAAGUGGAGGCGACGUUGGAGACUGAAUUCCCGACCGAAGUGACUGCAUUGAAGACUGAACCAGCCGGCGAGGAGAAGCCCGCCGUCGUUGCAGCGAAGACGAGCACCAGAAACGCUUCGGAGAUGCCGAAAUCCCUGCCAGAAACCAGAGAAAGGAGGCAGGAAAGGCGGAAAUCAACUGUGGCAGAGAAGAGGGAUGCCAAGGUCGAUCAGGAGCAGAAGAAGGAAGCCGUGCCAAAGAAGAGGCGCAGGAAGACCCAUGCAGACUUCCCCUUCAAGACGGAGAAGGAACCUGAGAAAAGCGAUUCUGAUGCGGUUAAGAAGGAGGGAGAACCCGAAACCCCUUCACCUGCCGAACUGGAGAAGUCCACGGCGGAGGUACCGCUCAAGAAGCCCAAGGACCCACGGAAAUCCCUCUCAGAAACCAGUUCUUUUAAGCAAAAGGAGGCAGCCAAAUCCUCAAAAGAAUCUGCUUCCGAAAAAGAAUUGGAAUCGAAGAAAUCCGCAAACGAAAUCACUUCCGCCAAACAAAAAGAGACUGCCAAAUCCUCGAAAGAAGCCACUUCCACUUCCAAGAGGGAAACCGAAAGGGAUAAAUCCCUAACAGAAGCUGCUCCAUCAGCAAAGGAGCAACUGGACAAAUCCUCGACUGAUUCCGCACACAAGAAGGAAAAGGAAACUGCCAAAGCCACGUCGGAAGGGGCUAACUCAGCGAAGAAGGAGCCACCAGAGAUCUCGAAAGGCCCACCGACCAAUGAAUCUGCACCAGAGGCCCCCAAGGAGGAGCAGGUGGCCAAGAAGCCGCAGGGAGAACAGCCCACAUCCACUGGCAAAUCCAAGGAGAAACUCGCUCCUGGCUUCGUGGAGUGCGACGCCAUGUUCAAGGCGAUGGACAAGGCCAAUGCCCAGAUGCGUCUCGAGGAGAAGAGCAAGAAGAAGCAGAAGAAGCCCCCGCCAAAGGUGGACUCGCCCGUUCCCGUUGCCUCCGGCCCUCCAGCUGCCGGAGGAAGUCACUCCAAAUCGCUGGGAAGCAAGGCUGCCAAGUCGCGACGCAACACCGUCUACGAGGAUUCACCCAAGCCCGAGCGGCACAGCUCGCCGAGCUCCGACUCCAUGCAGCUGCCCACGUCCGCCGGGAAACCGAAGCGAUCGAGAGCCAAGAAGAAGCUGAAUCCCAGGAGGAGCACCAUCUGCGAGGAGGCCAAGGAUCUCAGGAAGAGCAGCACGCCCACGGAGGAGCUGGUGGCGGCCAGCUCGCCGGUCUCCUCCUCCUCGGAGUGCUCCUCCAAGCGCACCAGCUCCAAGUGGGAUCUGCGGCGCAACACCAUCUGCGAGGAUCGCCAGGCGGACGCGAACACCACGAUUCCGCUGACCAAGCGCCGCUUCUCGAUGCAUCCCAAGGCGUCGGCCAAUCCGCUCCACGACACCCUGCUCCGGUUGCCGGGAAAGAAGCGCGGUCGGAAGGCCGCGAAGGGAGUGCUGAGUCGCCAGAACUCGCUGGACUCCAGUUCGAGUGCGUCGCAGGGGAACCCGAAGAAGAAGUCGCAGAAGGCGGCCGAAUCCCUGCACGCCGCCCUCCUGGAGACCGAGUCCUCCGAGUCCACCUCCUCGGGCAGCAAGAUGCGCCGCUGGGACCCCCUGUCCGACAUCGCCAAGUUCAUCGAGGACGGCGUGAAUCUCCUGAAGCGCGGCUACAAGGCGGACGACGAGCAGCGGGAGGAGGGGCAGGAGGAGGCAGCACGCGACGCGAAUCCCGAGAAGGAGGAGUUCGCGAAGCGAGUGGCCAACAUGGAGACGCCGGCCACAACGCCUUCGCCCUCGCCAACGCAGUCGAAUCCCGAGGAUUGUGGCUCCACCACGAAUCCCUCGCAGGAAAGCAGCACGGGAGGCGGAGGAGGAGAGGGAGGCGGAGUGCGGCGCUCGCAUCGCAUCAAGAAGAAGCCGCAGGGCCAGCGGUCCAGCCAGGGAAGAGGCGUGGCCAGCAUGGCCCUGGCCCCAAUCAGCAUGGACGAGCAGCUGGCGGAGCUGGCCAACAUUGAGGCGAUCAACGAGCAGUUCCUCCGCAACGAGGGCCUCAACACCUUCCAGCCGCUGCGAGAGAACUACUACCGAUGCGCCAGGCAGGUGAGCCAGGAGAACGCGGAGAUGCAGUGCGACUGCUUCCUCACCGGCGACGAGGAGGCGCAGGGCCACCUCAGCUGCGGCGCCGGCUGCAUCAACCGCAUGCUGAUGAUCGAGUGCGGACCGCUCUGCACCAACGGGCAGCGCUGCACGAACAAGCGCUUCCAGCAGCACAAGUGCUGGCCCUGCCGCGUCUUCCGCACCGAGAAGAAGGGCUGCGGCAUCACCGCGGAGCUGCAGAUCCCGCCGGGGGAGUUCAUCAUGGAGUACGUGGGCGAGGUGAUCGACAGCGAGGAGUUCGAGCGGCGGCAGCACCUCUACUCGAAGGACCGCAACCGCCACUACUACUUCAUGGCGCUGCGCGGCGAGGCGAUCAUCGACGCCACCUCCAAGGGGAACAUCUCGCGGUACAUCAACCACAGCUGCGACCCCAACGCGGAGACCCAGAAGUGGACGGUCAACGGGGAGCUGCGCAUCGGCUUCUUCAGCGUAAAGCCCAUCCAGGCGGGCGAGGAGAUCACCUUCGACUACCAGUACCAGCGGUACGGGCGCGACGCCCAGCGCUGCUACUGCGAGGCGGCCAACUGCCGGGGCUGGAUUGGCGGCGAGCCGGACUCCGACGAGGGCGAGCAGCUCGACGUGGACAGCUACAGCGAGGUGGAGGCGGAGCUGGAGGAGGAGGACCUCGGACCGGAGGCGGAGGAGGAGCGCAAGACGACGGCCAAGACCAAGGUGAGGUCCAAGCUGAAGACCAAGCUGCCGCUGUCGAGCAAUCGGAAGCGGAAGGAGCAGCCCAAGCCGAAGGAUCGCGAGUACAAGGCGGGUCGCUGGCUGAAGCCCACUGGUGGCAGUGGUUCCGCUGGCUCAGCGGAGAAGUCCGCCCGCAAGCCGAAGGUCAACAAGUUCCACGCCAUGCUCGAGGAUCCCGAUGUGCUGGAGGAGCUCUCUCUGCUCAGCCGCAGCGGGCUGAAGAACCAGCUGGACACCCUGCGCUUCUCGCGCUGCAUGGUGCGGGCCAAGCUGCUCCCGACCAGACUCCAGCUGCUGGGCGUGCUCACACGCGGCGAGCUUCCCUGCCGGCGACUCUUCCUCGACUACCAUGGCCUGCGGCUGCUCCACGCCUGGAUGAGCGAGAACGGCGACGACAGCCAGCUCCGGUUGGCGCUGCUGGACACCCUGGAAUCGCUGCCCAUUCCGAACCGCACGAUGCUGAACGACAGCCGCGUCUACCAGAGCGUCCAGCUGUGGAGUGGCAGUCUGGAGCAGCCAGCAGGCGAUGCAGGAGAGGCUCAGGCUCAGGUGCAGGAUGCAGCGCUCCACAAGCGAAUGGCGGCCUUGUUGCAGAAGUGGCAGGCACUGCCCGAGAUCUUCCGCAUCCCGAAGCGCGAGCGCAUCGAGCAGAUGAAGGAGCACGAGCGGGAGGCGGACCGCCAGCAGAAGCACGUCCACGCGAGCACCGCUCUGGAGGAUCAGCGCGAGAGGGAGAGCUCCUCGGGCGGGGACCGCUUCAGGCAGGACCGCUUCCGGCGGGACACGAACGGCGGGCGCACCGGGAAGCCCAUCCGCAUGAGCGGCAACAACACCAUCUGCACGAUCACCAGCCAGCCGAAGGGCGGAGGCGGCAGCAUGGACGGCCUGGCCAGGAGCGACGGGCGGCGCAGGUCCGACCUCGGAUCCAUGGGGGAUCCGCAGCGCACCAUCUCCAAGGAGCUCCGGCGCAGUCUCUUCGAGCGGAAGGUGGCGCUGGACGAGGCGGAGAAGCGCGUGUGCAGCGAGGACUGGCGGGAGCACGAGCUGCGCUGCGAGUUCUUCGGCGUGGACCUGAACACCGACCCCAAGCAGCUGCCCUUCUACCAGAACGCGGACACCGGCGAGUGGUUCAACAGCGAGGACAAGCCGGUGCCGGCACCCCAGCGCACCGAGCUGCUCGCCCAGGCGCUCCUCUCCCCCGAGGCGGAGGGCGGUGGCCAGGGAGCCGCCGUGGAGUACAAGCUGCCCGCCGGGGUGGACCCACUGCCUCCGGCGUGGCACUGGCGGAUGACCAGCGACGGGGACAUCUACUACUACAAUCUGCGCGAGCGCAUCUCGCAGUGGGAGCCGCCGAGUCCGGAGCAGCGACUGCAGACGCUGCUCGAGGAGGAUCCCACGCAACAGCCGCUCCACGAGCUGCAGCUCGAUCCCGCGCUCCUCGCCACCGAGCUCAUCCAGGUGGACAUGGACUAUGUUGGUGGGUUGAGCUCCAAGUCGCUGGCCCAGUACGUUGAGGGGAAGGUGCGGGAGCGGAGGGAGCUCCGGCGCAGUCGCCUGGUCUCCAUUCGGGUGAUCAGUCCGCGGCGGGACGAGGACCGCCUGUACAACCAGCUGGAGUCGCGCAAGUACAAGGAGAACAAGGAGAAGAUCAGGCGGCGCAAGGAGCUCUACCGUCGGCGGAAGAUUGACGUGGCCACCGCCGUUCCCGAUUCCUCUGACAAUCCGGAGGACGGUGCGCCCAGCAACUCGCUGCCCAUCCAGGCCUACUUGUACUCCUCCGACGAGGAGCCAGCGGAAGCGCCAGCGGCGGAGGGAUCCGAGGGUGGAGUGGCUCCACCGGCCGACGAGCUGGAGUCCCUCAGCCUGGCGCCCAGCACCAGUCACGCCGCCUUGGCCGCUCUUGGCAAGGCGUCCGCCGGUCAGGCGACUCCAGCGGGUGGAAAGCGAAAGCUACCGAUGCCGCCCCAAGUGCCGAAUGCCAAGAAACACCGCCAGGAGCAGCGCAACAAGAAGAGCAAGGGCACCUCCCAAAGUCUGCUGACCACGACGAGUGGACGCGAGGCGCACGAGAAGUUCCGCUUCGAGAUCAGCGGCCAUGUGGCCGACUUCCUGCGUCCCUAUCGCAAGGAGAGCUGCCAGCUGGGGAGGAUCACCAGCGACGAGGACUACAAGUUCCUGAUCAAGAGGCUGAGUCACCACAUCACCACCAAGGAGGUGCGCUACUGCGACGUGACCGGUCAUCCACUCUCGUGCACGGAGUCCGUGAAGCACAAGUCCUAUGACUUCAUCAACCAGUACAUGCGGAAGAAGGGACGCGUCUACCGGAAGCCGGCGGAGAGCACCAUCUUCUAGAGCUUCGCCUCCGCGUGUUGAGCCCAGAACUUCUCCCACAUCUCCGCCAGAAUCCGAACCCCAACCGAAUCCCACACGGAGCUAAAACUACACUUGAAUUGUACACAUUAGUUAAGGAAUUCCCGAUUUAUACACUUAAAUUGUACACAUUAGCUAAGGAUUUCCCGAUUUAUCCACCUAUGUAACGUGGAGCAUACCCCUCGAAGUGGGUAGCAUUGUAAUGGCAUAUGUAUGUACACCUAGAGCAUUGUGGCUCUUCGAAGGACUUCGAGGAUGCCAGGCGGAAAUGUAUUUCCCAGAGUAGGAAACAAUUUGAAAAACUGGAAUGCUUACUUUGCGAUUUGUCAAAUUUAUAGAAUUUUUCAGUAAUUAUAAACCUAAUAUUUUUUUUUUUUUUGUUUGCUGUUUACAAGCCUUUGUUCCAGUUGAUAUAAAUCGGUUAAUCGCAAAACAAAAAUAAAUGCCUGGCUAAAAAAUAAAGAAUAAUAAUAAUAAUAAUUUGGAAAGGAUUUGAUUUUAUUUAUAAUUAAUUCAUAAUGUAAGACUGUAAAUACUAAGUUGAUUUGGGUAACUGAAUAAAUUAGGAAAUUAUGAAAAAGUCACGAUAACAAAUUGUUACUCGCUAAGCAAAUAAAUUAAUCAGUAAAUAAUUUAAAUAAA